Molecule: messenger RNA, 300 nt
Organism: Cokeromyces recurvatus
Lineage: Eukaryota; Fungi; Mucoromycota; Mucoromycetes; Mucorales; Mucoraceae
Exons: 1
Source: RefSeq, a predicted model, not a curated record
UAUAAACUUUUAGAAAAGAAUGCUGGCUGUAAAAGCUCUUUCACAUUUGAACACGAGGAAUACAUUCAAAAUCUACUUGACGAGGAUUCUCAGCUUUACACUGAAGAUGUUAUUAAUAACUUAUCUAAACAUUUUAUGGAGGUCUCUAUUUCUAAAACGCAACUUAUCCAUCGCUUUGAGAAACAACAUACUAGUGCCAAUCAAAAAGCCUACAUUUGGACCCCUAAACCAGAAGCUCUGUCAGCUAUUAUUUACAGACAAAACACGAAUGGUUCAUGGAAUGGAAAGAGUCUGAUUUAG